This is a messenger RNA of Paramecium pentaurelia, 463 nucleotides long. NCBI's taxonomy places the organism in Eukaryota, Ciliophora, Oligohymenophorea, Peniculida, Parameciidae. The record is from the annotation of a GenBank genome assembly.
AUGAUCCCUGCUUUGAGGAUCAAAGGAAAUAUUUUAUCUGGUAAUAAGACAUAAUCAGAUCAUAUUUUAAAGACUGAAGUGUUAUCAAGAUUCGAAAUAUUAUUUUAACAUAAAAAUAAAGAUUCAAAGAGUAGUUAAGUAAGGUAUGUUUUUUAGUAAAAUAUAUUAUUAUAAAUGAAUCACUUUUGAAGUUCCUAAGUAAACUAUUAGAUUAAGAUAUUCUAGAAAUUAAAAAACAAAUAGUUUUUAUCUGACUAAUUCUGUUAUUAAUGCAGAAUUAGAUGACUGGAUCAUCUUGUUAUGUCACAUGAAUUUAUUAAAAAAUUAUCUAACCAUUUAGAUUCGAAUAAUAAAAUAAUAAUUUAAGGAAGUCUUUAGGGGAUUUUUGAAUUUAUAAAAGAGGUCAUAAUUAUAAAUCAUUUAGUUCAAUAUGAUGAAAAAUAAUUAAUUUCAAAAAAAUUGA